AUGAAACAUGGUUCAACCGUUAAACCAAUUCAAAGAGAAGCAAUACAAGGUCAACAUUCGGGACAAAAUGUUUAUGAUGAAAUGCAUCGUGAAAAUCGUGCAAAACACAAAUGCGAUCCACAUUCCAAUUCCUAUUCACCUGUACAUUGUUAUACAAAAUCAGAUGAUGACUAUGAUUUUGAAGACCCAAAUCUAAUCCUUAGCCAAAAUAAAAGUAAAUCACCUCCACUUGUAAAAGUAAAAGUGCUACUACAUCAGGAGAAGAAAGAUAGAGCAGAUGUGGCCAAUGUUCAUUCAAUUAAAACCAAAAUCAAAGUCAAGAAAUUGGAAAAUAGAAAGUCAAAGAUGGGAGUCCAUGUGGAUAUUCCAAUACAGCUAAGGAAUAUAGAAAUUGUGUGUUUGCAUGAGGAAUAUGAAAUUAGAAAUGGUGUAAUUGGUCCUGGUGAACUUCAAGACCCCUACAUACCACAGGAUGACAAUGUGGAAAAUGUCAAUUUGGUGAACGGAUCAAUUGAGGACAACCAAUUAUCUGGAGUAAAGGUCGUAGUAUUCCAAAAGCUUCACGCAUUAAAUCGAAAACAAAUAUUGAAAGAUGUUGCAACCAGGAUUCACGACAGAUUGACUGAAUUUGGUUAA
Lactuca saligna is the source of this 636-nucleotide messenger RNA. The record is from the annotation of a GenBank genome assembly. NCBI's taxonomy places the organism in Eukaryota, Viridiplantae, Streptophyta, Magnoliopsida, Asterales, Asteraceae.